Molecule: messenger RNA, 747 nt
Organism: Nipponia nippon (crested ibis)
Lineage: Eukaryota; Metazoa; Chordata; Aves; Pelecaniformes; Threskiornithidae
Source: RefSeq, a predicted model, not a curated record
AUGGCUCCCAAGACGGUGCUGAUCACCGGCUGCUGCUGCGGCAUCGGGCUGGCGCUGGCCGUCCGGCUGGCACGGGACAAGCAGCGCCGCUUCCGAGUCAUCGCCACCAUGAGGAACGUGGGCAGGAGUGGGGCGCUGGCGGCGGCGGCGGGGCCGGCGCUGGGCCGGACGCUGGAGAUCAAGCAGCUGGACGUCUGCGACGAGGGCUCCAUCCGCACCUGCCUCGACAGCAUCCCUGGGCGCCACGUUGACGUCCUGGUCAGCAACGCCGGGGUGGGCAUGGCGGGUCCCCUGGAGUGCCAGAGCCUGGCGGCCAUGCAGAGCCUCAUGGACACCAACUUCUUCGGCCUCGUCCGCCUGGUCAAGGAGGUGCUGCCUGACAUGAAGCGGCGCCGUGGGGGCCACAUCGUUGUCAUCAGCAGCAUCAUGGGCCUGCAGGCCCCUGGCUGGGCUGGGCUUCUAGAGAAGCCUCAAUUAGCCCUAACGAGGAGCAACGACCCCCAGCCGCACACACUGCGGGUGAUCGAGGCAGCCCGGCCGCCCUUCCGGCACCAGACCAACGCGGCGUACACGCCGAUGGCCGCGCUGAAGCACGCCGACCCCAGCGGUGCCCUCAUGACCGAUGCUUUCUACAAGCUGGUGUUCAAAUACGACGCGGUGCUGCGGCUCAGCCUCCGCGCCAUCCGCCUGCUCCGCUGGAAGGCCCAGAAGGUGAAGGAAGGCGCCCGGCUGCUGGGCUUCAAAUAG